Vicugna pacos (alpaca) is the source of this 3198-nucleotide messenger RNA. Lineage: Eukaryota; Metazoa; Chordata; Mammalia; Artiodactyla; Camelidae. The record is from RefSeq and is a predicted model, not a curated record.
CUGCGGCGCAACGCGGCCGAGGGGGCUUGCGGAGCGAGCGGCGGGCGGGCGCGCAGUCUGCGGCGCCGAGCCGAGCUCGGCACGUCGCAUUACAGCCAAGUCAGCGGCGCAAUCAUGGGGCGGCCGAGGGCCCGCACAGUACUCUAAGAUUGAUUUCUAAAGAUAUGAUUUUCACCCCACUUCAUCAACACCCAUAAGUUUUCUCCUUUUUGGACCCCUAUUUCAUACCACAAUGCAGCAAGCUUUAGAACUAGCUUUGGAUCGUGCAGAGUAUGUCAUUGAAAGUGCCCGACAGAGACCUCCUAAAAGGAAAUAUCUAUCUAGUGGAAGAAAAUCUAUAUUUCAAAAACUUUAUGACUUGUAUAUCGAAGAAUGCGAAAAAGAGCCUGAGGUUAAGCAGAAAUUAAGAAGAAAUGUGAACUUGUUAGAGAAGCUUGUUAUGCAAGAGACAUUGUCAUGUUUAGUGGUCAACCUAUACCCAGGAAAUGAGGGAUAUUCUCUGAUGCUCAGGGGGAAAAAUGGAUCAGAUUCUGAGACCAUUCGACUGCCUUAUGAAGAAGGGGAAUUGCUUGAAUACUUAGAUGCAGAGGAAUUACCUCCUAUUUUGGUUGACCUCCUGGAAAAAUCUCAGGUUAAUAUUUUUCAUUGUGGAUGCGUCAUAGCAGAAAUACGUGACUACAGGCAGUCCAGUAAUAUGAAAUCUCCUGGUUACCAAAGUAGGCACAUUCUCUUACGUCCAACGAUGCAGACUUUAAUCUGUGAUGUACAUUCAAUAACAAGUGAUAACCAUAAAUGGACCCAGGAAGACAAACUUUUGCUUGAGAGCCAGCUGAUUCUGGCUACGGCAGAACCACUGUGUCUUGAUCCUUCUAUAGCUGUAACCUGCACUGCAAACAGGCUGCUCUAUAACAAGCAGAAGAUGAACACGCGCCCCAUGAAACGGUGUUUCAAGAGGUAUUCCAGAUCCUCUCUGAAUCGGCAGCAGGAUCUGUCUAAUUGUCCGCCUCCUCCUCAGCUAAAAUUACUUGAUUUCUUACAAAAAAGGAAGGAAAGAAAAGCAGGUCAGCAUUAUGACCUCAAAAUUUCUAAAGCAGGAAAUUGUGUAGAUAUGUGGAAACGGAGUCCCUGUAAUUUGGCCAUACCUUCUGAAGUGGACGUGGAAAAAUACGCCAAAGUGGAAAAGUCUAUCAAAUCUGAUGACUCACAACCAACAGUCUGGCCAGCCCAUGAUAUAAAAGAUGAUUAUGUGUUUGAAUGUGAAGCUGGUAAUCAGUAUCAGAAAACAAAGCUGACCAUUUUGCAGUCACUUGGUGAUCCACUUUACUAUGGUAAAAUACAGCCAUGUAAAGAAGAUGAAGAAAGUGACAGCCAGAUGUCUCCAUCUCACUUCUCCACAGAUGAUCAUUCAAAUUGGUUCAUUAUUGGAUCAAAGACUGAUGCUGAGAGAGUAGUCAAUCAGUACCAGGAAUUGGUCCAGAAUGAAGCCAAAUGUCCAGUGAAGAUGUCACAUAGCUCCAGUGGCUCCGCCAGCUUGAGUCAGCCUUCUCCAGGGAAAGAAGCAGAACAGCCUGAGACCGUGUCAGUUCAGCCUUCAGUACUGGGGAAGGGAGUGAAGCAUAGACCUCCACCCAUCAAACUUCCCUCGGGCUCAGGAAGUAGUUCCUCAGGUAACUAUUUCACACCACAGCAGGCCAGCAGCUUUCUUAAAUCUCCGACUCCUCCUCCUACUUCUAAGCCACCAAGUCUUUCUCGGAAGUCAUCUGUGGACCUCAGUCAAGUGAGCAUGCUCUCUCCAGCUGCCCUGUCACCUGCCAGUUCAUCACAAAGAUCUGGAACUCCUAAGCCAUCUACUCCUACACCAACCCCUUCAUCGACCCCACACCCUCCUGAUGCUCAGAGCUCAACUCCUAUUACCCCUUCAACUGCCCCUACUCCCCAAGAUUCAGGCUUCACCCCUCAGCCCACUUUGUUAACUCAGUUUGCUCAGCAGCAAAAGUCUCUGAGCCAGGCAAUGCCUGUAACGACCAUUCCUCUUUCCACCAUGGUAACAUCUAUAACUACAGGAAGCACGGCCACCCAGGUCAUGGCAAACUCUGCUGGACUUAACUUCAUCAAUGUAGUGGGCUCUGUUUGUGGAGCUCAAGCUUUGAUGAGUGGUUCCAACCCUAUGCUGGGCUGUAACACUGGUGCCAUAACUCCUGCAGGAAUAAACCUGAGUGGCCUUCUACCCUCAGGAGGUCUGUUACCAAGUGCAUUGCCCGGUGCAAUGCAGGCAGCUUCUCAAGCAGGUGUUCCAUUUGGUUUAAAAAAUACUUCAAGUCUCAGGCCCUUAAAUCUACUCCAGCUUCCAGGAGGUUCGCUCAUUUUUAACACUCUGCAGCAGCAGCAGCAGCAGCAGCAGCAGCAGCAGCAGCAGCAGCAGCAGCAGCAGCUCCCUCAGUUUACACAACAGCAGCCUCAGCAACCCACAGCUUCUAGUCCUCAGCAGCCCGGGGAGCAGGCUGCUGAACAAAGUUCAUCUAGUCAAGAACAGGCCUUACCUGCUCAGCACACUGCCGUCAUUAACCUUGCUGGAGUAGGGAGUUUUAUGCAGUCACAGGCAGCUGUGUUGUCUCAGCUUGGCUCUGCCGAGAACAGACCUGAGCAAAGCCUUCCUCAGCAGAGAUUCCAGCUCUCCUCUGCCUUUCAACAGCAGCAGCAACAGAUCCAACAGUUGCGAUUCUUGCAGCAUCAAAUGGCUAUGGCGGCGGCGGCGGCACAAACAGCGCAGCUCCCCCGGCACCGGCACACAGGCAGCCAGUCAAAAAGUAAAGUGAAGAGAGGCGCGCCGACCACUCCGAAAUUCUGAGUCGUGCAUUUUUUUUCCUUUUAAAAACAUUAAGAGCAUUGAAUCAAAAGGGUUCUGAGUUUCUACUUUGUUUUUUUUUUAAAUACCAGUAUUUUACAUUGCUAGAUACACAAACUUUAUACAGAAGCACAACCCUAUGAUUUUUAAAUAAAAACAGGGAAAUGAUUUAACGAACCCUUAGGGUUGGUUUGCCUAAGUCAUUGCUUUUUAAAAAUGGUUUCACUGUACAUAAUGCAGAAGUGACCUAAGAAAUACUAGAAACAUCUUUCAGAAGAAUGUAGUUUGAUAUUUAUUUAGUAUAAAAGGUUUGUGCACAGUGUAACAAAUACAGUUUUUACAAAUCUGUUUUG